This is a messenger RNA of Macrobrachium nipponense, 1412 nucleotides long. It is a transcript of the gene Nup35, whose product is annotated as nucleoporin NUP35-like. NCBI's taxonomy places the organism in Eukaryota, Metazoa, Arthropoda, Malacostraca, Decapoda, Palaemonidae. Gene Ontology annotation, cellular component: nuclear membrane; nuclear pore central transport channel; nuclear pore nuclear basket. Gene Ontology annotation, molecular function: nucleic acid binding; phospholipid binding; structural constituent of nuclear pore. The transcript has 9 exons. Gene Ontology annotation, biological process: NLS-bearing protein import into nucleus; nuclear pore organization. The record is from RefSeq and is a predicted model, not a curated record. The coding region runs from base 179 to 1159 and encodes 326 amino acids.
GCGACCUCUCCUCUUGGCGUGACGUAUAGGAAAUUGCAAAUACAAAUUUCAAACGGGAUCCGACGCCGAUGGCAUAUUGCAAUUUGUUAUAUUAAUUCAUAUAAUUGUGUUGGAAAUAAUAAGUGGUGGUCCUUAGUGAUAUAACGUCAAUUAUUUCUACUAGUAACGAGAAGGAACGAUGGAACCAAUGGCACUUGGGAGCCCUGUUGGAUCUCCGGCCGCACCUCAACAUACUCCGCCAGUCAGUAGUACUGCUGCCAGUACAUUUAUUCCGUCUUAUUUGAUGGGAGACAUUGCUUCUCCUGCUGCUACAAGUGGAAGGGUUGUUGGAAGUGGAGGUACCAGUCCAAACAAAACUACCCGUCAAUUUUCAUCGUCAGCAGCAGUUUCCACCCCUGGCUCUCCACAACCCAGUAAAGAUCCAUUUUUCCCAUCAAGACUUGGACAAGACAAGCCAGGUGGACCUCCUACACAAAGCCUAAUGGGAAUACGGGCUCCACCAACUUUACCACAGUCCCCUAUUCCAUCACACAUUGGUAGUCCCUUCGUCGAUAAUACCCAAGGUACCCCUGUUAUGGGAUAUGCAAGUCAAGGAACUCCCAUUACUGGGUAUAGCACUCCAUUAGGUCCACCAUCCCAACCUGUGUAUAGUCCAGCCUUUACACCUUCCAGAGAUCACACGAGUUUUCUAGGCUUAGAUGCCCAACCGGCACAUGAGGCAUUAGAAGAUACUUGGGUGACUGUCUUUGGAUUUCCUGUUCCAGCAGCAUCGUAUAUUUUGACUCAGUUUGCUCAGUUUGGUACGAUAACAGAACAUCAAAUGCCAGGCACUGGUAACUGGAUGCACCUCAAGUAUCAGACAAAGUUGCAAGCUAGGAAGGCCUUAAGCAAAAAUGGGAAAGUAUUUAGUGGAAAUAUUAUGGUUGGUGUUGUCCCAUGUAGUGAUAAGACAUUAGCCGUAGACAAGGAAAAUAAUGUUAGUGGUAUCAUGUCUCCACAAACUGCAAGUUUGCCAGGAACUCCUAAAGCCAGCAUGCGACCACUCACUCAAGCUUAUCAAACUGCACAUGCAGAGCAUGAGGUUACUCCAAAGAUUAACACCCCAAAGAAGAGUGAUGGCCUGGUUGCUCGAGCAAUGCAACAUAUAUUAGGUUUAUAAUAUCAUCAUAGCAAUUAAUAGUUAGCCUCUUUUACUGUUGUGGGUGCUCAUGUAUGAAAUUUGUAAGUACAGCAGUUCCAUUUUUCUUAUUUCAGCAUUAUCGAAUGUUCAAUACCCACUGAAUUGUUUUUGAAGUUUGAUUGUAAAGAUCUUGUUAUUAAUUUGUUCCACUCUUCACGAAUUUAACCUUAUUGUUUAUGACGUCCUGUAACAAUUUUAAAAGAUGAAUGUUUCAAUAAAGUUGUUUUUAAUG